AUGGCUCUCACGCUCAAUCUCAUCGACAAUCAUCUCCCUCCAUCAGUACUCACCUGGUCUCAGGACACAUCCAAAGACUUAAACGAACAAACUUUCCAUUUCCAGUUCCCCAAUUUCACAUUUCAGCUCUGUCUCUCUAUAGACCAUAAAACCUUCCUAUCAAGCCGAAUCCUCGAUACCAACAGCUUAAUACCACGCCGCAUCCUCGAUCCUCUCCGGCAACACGUCCGCUCAAUCUUCCUCACCCUCUACAACGAAGAUGACGAUUCAUCGCGUAUUAGAGAAGAACAUCUUCAAAUCGCCAUUCUCCAGGCCCUAGAACAUCUAUCGGAAUAUCCUGAAGAACCAGAACACCAAGCCACAAAUCCCAACCCCAAAUCAACCACCACUCCCACCAAAGGCUGGUCCGCCUCUGAAAUCUCCAGCUGGGACGACAUCAUCUCCAACCCCUUCGGCCUCGACGUCUCGACCGUUCGCGACACCGCCUCGUUCCUCUUAGGCAUGACCCCCGAGCAAAUCGCGCAGCAAAUCCCUUCGGCAUGGAGAAUCAUUCACUUCGAGAACAUCAUGCGAGAAGACCUCCUCAAGCGCUUCCGACGAUACCAAGACCACCUCCGCGCAUUCCUCCCAGAACAACCCAGUCUGCGAAAGAAACUCCCUCCGCAUUCUUCCCUAGACGGGCGCUACCGCACCACUCUCUCCAUCGACACUGUUGUGGAAGACAUGAUCAAGCCGAGGCUCACAUUCCACGGCACAAGCCUCCGCUCCGUCCGCUCCAUCAUCCGCAACGGCUUCCUCCUCCCCGGCAAAGUCGCCGACGGUAAACGCAUAGAAUCGCCUCGCUCGGGCAUAGCAUUCAACCGCGGCAUCUAUUCCUCCCAGUCUGCCGCGUACGCAAUGUCCUACGCCAGCGGCCAGCGAGAACAGACGCCCUUGGGAAUGCUUCCCAGCAUGCGAUUAUUCGUCUGUGCGACCGUCAUGGGCCGGACGUAUUGUUCUAAAUCGUAUAAUAAGAUCUCCAAAGCGGACAAGUCGCUGGGUUCUGUUCAUGGUCCCCUUGUUAGCGGCUUCGAUUCACACUUUGACGGCGGAUAUGAAUAUAUCAUCCACGAAGAGAGAGCAAUGCUGCCUUGCUUCGUGAUUCACCUUGACCUAGGCUCGGAAGAAGCUCUAAAGUCAAUUAAAGCAGCACAGCUUAACCCGGCAUCAAUCCAAGAGACGCCCACGACAUCGAGGGCAUCACGCCUCCACCAAGAGUACGACGACUCGCCUGGAGAUCGCAAGCGUAAGCAACACGCCCUCAAAGCUGCUGCCAUGAAAUGGUUCCCUUAUGGCUUUGGCACCGCCACGGGGACGAGCUUUGUCAUUGAGGAUAUCGGGGCAACGUCAGAUGACAGUGAGACUUAUGGCGAUUGGCAAGAAGAUAAACAUGCGUAUGAGCCAAGUGAUGAGCAAUCCGUCGGUUGGGGUAACCGGUCCUCUGGAUGGGAUGAAGAGGAAGGAUAUCUGCAAAAGGGAUUGUUCCUCGAUGAAUACCAGAAAGACCGCGAGAUGAGAGUCGAGAGAGGUAACAAAGCUGAACGAAGAGUAGACCUAUAG
This is a messenger RNA of Trichoderma breve, 1599 nucleotides long. Its product is annotated as poly(ADP-ribose) polymerase catalytic domain-containing protein. Gene Ontology annotation, molecular function: NAD+ poly-ADP-ribosyltransferase activity. The transcript has a single exon. NCBI's taxonomy places the organism in Eukaryota, Fungi, Ascomycota, Sordariomycetes, Hypocreales, Hypocreaceae. The record is from RefSeq and is a predicted model, not a curated record. The coding region runs from base 1 to 1599 and encodes 532 amino acids.